Oryza brachyantha (malo sina) is the source of this 1067-nucleotide messenger RNA. RefSeq lists its product as uncharacterized. The coding region runs from base 72 to 671 and encodes 199 amino acids. The record is from RefSeq and is a predicted model, not a curated record. Gene Ontology annotation, molecular function: phosphatidic acid binding. The transcript has 2 exons. NCBI's taxonomy places the organism in Eukaryota, Viridiplantae, Streptophyta, Magnoliopsida, Poales, Poaceae.
CUCCCCGCCAACGUACACCACCUACACCGUGAUCGAGCCAGCAUUCGCCUUCGCAGUCGCACGAGCCACCGAUGGCGAGCGUGUUCUGGGGAGGCGGCCAUCCCGCUGACGAGGUGGCCAACUUCGACGAGUACGACCCCACCCCCUACGGCGGAGGCUACGACCUCGCCCUCACCUUCGGCCGAGCCCUCCCGCCCUCCGACGAGAUCUGCCACCCCAUCUCCACGGCCUCCUCUUCCUCCUCAUGUGACCGCCCCCAGUAUGGCCGGAGGCCGCCGGCCGAGGAGACAUACGGCUCGGCUGGGCAAGGCAGGAAGCCCGACGACGACAAACACGACGGCUACGGUGGUGGGUACGGGAGGAAGGGACGCAUUGACGACGACGACGACGGCGAGGCGACGCACGGCGGUUACAGGAAGCCCAAGCCGGCGUACGGGGACGACCAGCCCAAGUACCAUGGCGGCGGCGGCGGCGGCCGCAAGAAAUAUGGUAAUGACGACGAUGGCUCGGGCGACGAGCGGAAGCCGCGGUACAAGAAGCACGACGACGACGACGAUGACGACGAGAGGAAGCCGCGCUACAAGAAGCAUGACGACGACGAUGACUCCGACGACGAGAGGAAGUCGCGUUACGAGAAGAACAACCGCCGCCGCCACGAUUACGAUGAUUGAUCCGAUGAACGGAUCAAGCAGCCUGUGAGGCUGCUGUUGCUGGUUCAUGCCAUGCUAAAUAAGCAAGUUAUUACUCUAUUAAUAUUUUUUAUUUAACACCAUUAACUACGUUUGAUCAUUAUCUUAUUCAUAGAUUUAUCUAAUUAUAAUUUUUUCUAUGAUAUAAUUUAUUACUAAAGUUAUUUUAAGCUUGACUUAUAACUUUUGAUAUUUACAAAAAAUUUUGAAUAGAAUGAACGGUCAACUGCACAUCGAAAAUCAAUAAUGUCAAAUAAAAAGUGGGAGAGUAUAUAUUUUUGGUGAAAGAAAGAGGUUUAUUAUGUUAUUUGCUCUUAUCUGAAUGCAUGCUUGCAAUCCUUUUGGAAUAAAAUGCGUUUGACUUGUUUGUAUGCCUUU